AUGGAUGAAGUGGAUCAGAACACCGGCGGUGAGCCUGAGGCGGAGGAAACAGUUGAGGCGGAAGUGCACGGUGGCGACGAGGCGGUUGUUGCUGAGAAGAAGUGGCCGGGUUGGCCUGGGGAGAGUGUGUUUCGGAUGUUAGUUCCUGCGCAGAAGGUUGGGGGCAUAAUUGGACGUAAAGGAGAGUUCAUUAAGAAAAUUGUGGAGGAGACACGAGCUCGCGUUAAAAUUCUUGAUGGUCCUCCUGGAACUGCGCAAAGGGCUAUGCUCAUUAAGGUCUCAUCUGAAUCAUGUUCCAUUUAUUCAUCCCAGUUGGCUCUAAUGAACAAUGUAAUGAUAUCAGGUAAAGAUGAACCUGAUUCCUCUCUUCCUCCUGCUGUGGAUGGCUUAUUGAGGGUUCAUAAGAGGAUUAUUGAUGGUUUGGAGAGUGAUUUUAACCAAGCUCCUUCAGGUGUGGCGGGCAAGGUUUCUACUAAACUUUUAGUGGCAGCCUCACAAGCAGGAAGUUUAAUCGGAAAGCAAGGAGGAACUGUAAAAUCUAUCCAAGAAGCAUCCAAUUGUAUUGUUAGAGUUCUAGGAGCAGAAGACCUCCCAAUUUUUGCUCUUCAAGAUGAUAGGGUGGUUGAAGUAGUAGGAGAUCCUGCUGGAGUGCAUAAGGCAUUAGAGUUAAUUGCGACCCACCUAAGGAAGUUUUUAGUUGAUCGUAGUGUAAUUCCAAUUUUCGAAAUGAAUAUGCAAAUAGCCAAUACCCAUCACACUGAGCACAUGCCACACCACCAAUCUUGGGGUCCACCCCAGGGUCUUCCUCCAAAUGCUGGUGGAGGUCCUGGUUUUGGACCUGCUUCUCAAUACAUCCCACCUCCACGACAACUCGAAAGUUAUUAUCCACCGGCUGAGAUCCCUCCUUCAGUCGAAAGACAACCCCAUCAAGGUAUAUCUGCCUAUGGAAGAGAUGCUUCGAUAGGCGUUCAUGCAUCUUCAAAUACUCAAUCUGUACCUUCCAUAGUCACACAGAUCACGCAGCAAAUGCAAAUUCCUCUAUCGUAUGCUGAUGCUGUCAUUGGAACGGCAGGAGCGAGUAUAAGCUACAUCAGAAGGGCUAGUGGAGCUACUGUUACCAUACAGGAAACAAGAGGUGUUCCUGGAGAGAUGACAGUUGAAAUCAGUGGAACUGCUUCUCAAGUCCAAACGGCUCAGCAACUGAUACAGAAUUUUAUGGCUGAAGCUGCAGCUGGUGGAGCACCAGCACAGCAGCAAACAGGUGGGCCUGCUGCAGACCAAGGAUACAAUUCUUAUCCUGCCCAUGGUUCUGUCUAUGCGUCUCCUCCUUCCAAUCCAGGACAUGCUGGAGGCUAUAGCUCCGUUUAUGGUGCAAACUAUGGCUACUAA
This is a messenger RNA of Sphenostylis stenocarpa, 1389 nucleotides long. Lineage: Eukaryota; Viridiplantae; Streptophyta; Magnoliopsida; Fabales; Fabaceae. The record is from the annotation of a GenBank genome assembly.